UUUCCUUUUAUUUUAUUAUUUCAUCAACUUCUCAUACUUACAUUAAAAAAAAAAAAAGAUGGGAACGAAUAAUUCAAAAAUCAAUCAUGCAAAAAGAAAGUCUACCGAUAACAAUUAUCAAAUUAUAAGCACGGAACAAUUAUCAGCUAAAACUUCAGAUGAGUUUAACACAAAAAAAUUUAAAUAUAUAGAAGGAAGGCGAUUCCAUAAUUGGCCUGACGUACAUUAUGAUCUUCCAAAUGAUGAAACUGAAAUCGAUCGCUUGCAUUUAGAACAUUUUUUGUUACGGGACGUAUGGCAAUCAAAUUUUUCUUCCCCAAUACACGAACAAUUGGUAUCCGGAUGUAACGUACUAGACGUUGGAUGCGGUCCAGGCGCUUGGUGUUUAGAUAUGGCAACAACUUAUAAAAAUUCCAAAUUUUAUGGAUUAGAUAUUUCACCUAUUUUUCCUUCAGAAAUCAAACCAAAGAAUACAAUAUUUCAAGAAUGUCAAAUACUUGAUGGUAUUCCUCAUAAAGAUCAAACAUUUGAUUUUUGUCAUAUGAGAUUCAUGUUCCCUAGUUUUGAUGAAAAUCAAUGGAGAACAUAUGUAAUAAAAGAAGUUGGUAGAGUUUUAAAACCUGGAGGGUACCUUGAAAUUGCAGAAUAUAAAUUAUGUGAAAAUUGUGGACCUAUUUUGAAAAGAUUAUUAGAUCUAAGAUGCGAGAUGAUGUCGAAUAUAGGACGUAAUCCAAACAUUGCAUCACUUCUCGGUGAUUUUAUGAGAGAUACAGAUCUAUUUGAAGAUAUUAUUUAUGAGGAAAAAAUAAUAGAAACAGGGAGUUGGGGAGGAAAAUUAGGAGAAGUUGCGAAAGAUGAUAUAUUUACAAGAAUGCAUGCUAUAAAACCCGCGUUAAUGAAUCAUAUAAAAUGUAGUGGAUUGGGAAUAACAUCAGAAGAUUAUGAUGAAAUGAUGAAUCAAUGUAUAGAUGAAUUUAACGAAUAUAAAACAUAUUUUGUUACAUGUAGAUGGUAUGGAAAGAAAUUAUAGACAUAAUAAUAAUAAUUAUAAUUUAUGAUCAAAGACUGUAAAAUAAUAAUAUAUGAGAUACCGGAGAUAGAACAAUAAAUUUAUAAAUAUGAUAACUGAAUUAUAU
Rhizophagus irregularis DAOM 181602=DAOM 197198 is the source of this 1136-nucleotide messenger RNA. RefSeq lists its product as uncharacterized. NCBI's taxonomy places the organism in Eukaryota, Fungi, Glomeromycota, Glomeromycetes, Glomerales, Glomeraceae. Gene Ontology annotation, molecular function: methyltransferase activity. The record is from RefSeq and is a predicted model, not a curated record.